AUGGCGCUGUCGCGCGCGGAGCGCUGUCUCGCGCUGCUGCUGCGGCUGCUCUCGCGCGCCUGCCUCGCGCUGCUCGCGCUGCUGCCGCCGCCGCGCGCCGGCUCCGCGCGCACCGGCCCGCGCGCCGUCCCGCCGCCGCGGCGCGCGCUGCUGCUGCUGCCCGCGCGGCGCCUCGCGCAGCUGCUCCGGGCGCGGCAGGUGACGUGCAUCGAGGUGGUGGAGGCGUACGUGGAGAGGAUCAAGGAGGUGAAUCCCCUCAUCAAUGCCGUGGUUAAGGACAGGUUUGAGGAGGCCCUGCAGGAAGCCAGGCAGGUCGAUAAGCUGCUUUCAGAGGGUCCUGGCGAUGACUGCCUGGAGGAGAAGUUCCCCUUGUUGGGAGUUCCCAUCACCGUUAAGGAGGCCUUUUCUCUCUACGGGAUGCCCAACACCUCUGGCUUGGUCAACCGCCGCAACGUGAUCGCCACCUCAGAUGCCACAGUGGUGUCACGGCUGAAGCAGGCGGGUGCCAUCCCACUGGGUGUCACCAACUGCAGCGAGCUCUGCAUGUGGUACGAGUCCAGCAACAGGGUCUACGGGCGGACCAACAACCCUUACGACCUGCAGAGGAUUGUGGGCGGCAGCUCAGGUGGGGAGGGCAGUGUCCUGGCAGCUGCCUGCUCAGUCAUAGGUGUGGGCUCUGACAUCGGCGGAAGCAUCCGGAUGCCCGCCUUCUUCAAUGGAGUCUUUGGCCAUAAACCCACAACAGGGGUGGUGCCCAAUGACGGCCAGUUCCCAGAUGCUCACGGGGUGCGGACCAGCUACCUGUGCACGGGGCCCAUGUGCCGCUACGCAGAGGACCUGGAGCCUGUGUUGAGAGUCAUGGCCGGUCCUGGGGUCAGCAAGCUGAAACUGAAUGAGAAGGUGUCACUGGAGAAAAUCAAAUUCCACUGCAUGGAUCAUGACGGCGGGUCCAUUUUUGUAUCACCUGUGGACAAGGAGAUCUUGCAGGCCCAAAAGAAGGUGGUGGAGCACCUUGAAAGUGACCUCGGGGUCCGGGUUCAGCGUGUGGCAAUCCACAAGAUGAAGUAUUCUUUCCAGAUCUGGUCAGCCAUGAUGUCAUCUCAGGACAGCAAAGGGCAGGAGGCACAAAGAUUCACGGACCUGCUGGGGGAUCACGGGAAGCCAGUGUGGCCGCUGUGGGAGCUGCUGAAGUGGCUUGUGGGGAUGUCUUCUCACACUCUCCCAGCUAUCGCCCUGGGACUAACAGAGAAGCUGGUGAACCUUAACCUCAGUGGGAAGGCCAAGCUGGUGAGCAUGGGGAAGAGCCUACAGGAGGAGAUGGAGGCACUGCUGGGGUCAGACGGGGUGCUCCUCUACCCCUCGCACCCCACCAUCGCCCCCAAGCACCACUCCCCCAUCUGUAUGCCCUUCAAUUUUGCCUACACAGCCAUCUUCAAUGUCCUGGGCCUGCCGGUGACACAGUGCCCACUGGGGCUGGGCAGCGAGGGGCUGCCACUGGGCAUCCAGCUGGUGGCAGCCGCCUACAACGACCACUUGACGCUGGCAGUGGCUCGGUACCUGGAGAAAGCCUUUGGAGGAUGGGUUUUACCAGGGAAAGUUUAACCUUGGGAUGCGGGGACAGAGGCGGUGACAAGUGCUGAUGCUUAAUCCCAUCACGGCACUGCCUGCUCGCUCUGCAUUUCCCUGUGCCCUGCUGGGAGUGGCUGGUGGUGCCUCCAGCCUAGGAACAGCUGGGCCAUUGCCACUGGAGUCCUCAUCCCUGUGGCAUCCUCUGUCAGGGAGAGACCUGCCUUUCCCAAACCCCUCAGGAGCCCCAGUACUACAGUCUGAGGAUGUCCUGCCUGCAUCCUGCCUGCAGUGGGCAUCCACCCACCUUUUCCAGACUGUGAAGCUGGCUAGCUCUGUAACCCUUCUGCUUUCAAAACAGUAAGAGCUGGGCAGAGGACGUGCUUCCAGACUGCUGGGGACAGCUGUGCAGCACCCCUUGGGGCUGCCUGGGCCCAUGGGGGUCCUCCUUGGCCUGACCCUACCCACAGGGCUGGACUGUGUCUGCUGCACCCAGGCUUGCCAGCCCCCACAGUCCUCAUAAGCUCCUGCAGGCUUCCUACCACCCUCUGACCAAAAAGGGAGAGGGAGCUGGAGGAGCCAUAGGCCGGCCUUGCCAACAGUGUUUUGUGGGGUGGUGAGUGCUGGGCUCUAGUCUGUGCAGCUGUCAGGCACAGCUGAGAGCAUUUCAGCACUGGCUGAAGCAUCUCCUGCUUGUGUCUUCCCCUUCUCUCUGGGGCAUGAGCAUCCUGCCUGUCUGGUGUCCCCUGCUCCAUGCCCUGCUGAGCUGCCUGGCCUCUGCCCCCGGAGUGGCUGUGGGCAGCAGUGUGGGUGGUUCAUCUGAGCAGGCAGCAAGCACAAAGUGUUCUCAUUGAAGGAGGUAUUAAAGAGCCUGUCCAGUCUA
Hirundo rustica (Barn swallow) is the source of this 2449-nucleotide messenger RNA. RefSeq names its product fatty acid amide hydrolase 2 (gene FAAH2). The record is from RefSeq and is a predicted model, not a curated record. The transcript is spliced from 11 exons. The coding region runs from base 1 to 1602 and encodes 533 amino acids. NCBI's taxonomy places the organism in Eukaryota, Metazoa, Chordata, Aves, Passeriformes, Hirundinidae.